AUGUCCAACCAACACCCACACCCACAUCAACACCACGGAGACCCGUCCCCCACAACCAUGUCUACAACCACGACUAAGAUCACAACCACGACACCGACAACGACACCGACACUCCUCCCAACGCCCAAACUCCCCCUUCCACAACUCGAAUCGUUGAAAUUUAAAGCGAACCAGAUUAUCGAGUCGAUUCAUGCGUUGCAGUGGACGAUCGGUGCGGGAGGGAGACAGGAUGGGAUGCCUGCGUGGCCGGAUAUAUUGUCGAAGUAUAAUGUUUUGUUGGGGCAGACGCAUAAUUUUUCGACGGGGUUGCUGCAGCCUUUUCCGACCUCUUCUUCUUCCUCUUCGUCAAGCGGUGCGAACAAGACGGCGGGGACAGGAAUGGGAGGGGGGACAGGACCGCAGAAUGUGUUUGAAAGGAUUGCGCUGCAUCCGAAUAGGGCGAUGACGGAUUUGCAGUUGGAUGGAGAUGUGAUUCCGCUGUUGAGGAAUCAGCAGACGACGGAUGUGUUGAGGAUGGAGAAUGAGACUGUGAGGAGGCUCGCGGAGCAUAUGCAGACGAGGGGGUCGUUGGGGGUUUUGGGGAUUUCGCCGCCUGCUGGGCCUGCAGCUGGACUUGGAUUGGGAAUGGGAUUGGGAGUGGGGAAGAAGCCGGAGUAUGAGGAUGUGUUGGAGGAGUGUGGUGUUAUUAAGAAUGCACAUGAUCGGAGGGUUGAGAGGGCGGUGAGGGCGGUGGAUAUGUUGAAGGAAAAGUUUGAUUGGAAGCAGAGGGUUAUGGUGGAGGUCGAGGAGCCGGAGGAGUUGGAGUGGGAUCCGCGGUUGGUGGGUGUUGCUGUGCCGGAGGAGGAGGAUGUGGGGAUGAGUGAGGAUGAAGAGGAGGAGGGGGAGGAGGCGGUGUUGAAUAGCGAGGAUGCGCCGCUUGGUGCGGGGAAUAGCGAUGAAGAUGACGAGUUUAAUGUUGAAGGCGCUCUGUUCAAUACGUCCCCCAGUGCAGAGUUUGGUGUUGCCUCGUCGUUCAGUAUGGACGCGACGUGA
Psilocybe cubensis is the source of this 1032-nucleotide messenger RNA. RefSeq lists its product as uncharacterized. The coding region runs from base 1 to 1032 and encodes 343 amino acids. Lineage: Eukaryota; Fungi; Basidiomycota; Agaricomycetes; Agaricales; Agrocybaceae. The record is from RefSeq and is a predicted model, not a curated record. The transcript has a single exon.